AACCUCAAACCGUGUAUUAAAUUCACCCUAGAACCAGAUUUCCAAAACAAAAUUCACGUCUUUUUCCUCUUUGUCACUCUCUCUAUUCCCCCCGUUUCAUUCGCAUACUUAGGGUUAGGGUUUUUUAUUGCGAUUUUAGAUAUUUCCUUAUUUACUUCUCUUUAACUUAGGAUAUUUAAUUUGGAUUCCGUUUCGACUUAUCUAGGAGUUCUCAUCAAUCCGUGGGUUUUAAUUUUUCUCUUUGUUCUAUCGGAAGUUUCAAUUAUCCCUUUUUCCUUUAUCGAAUUCAGAUAUCUCAGUCGUGUGGUUUCUAAACAAUGCCUCCUAGAACCGUGAAGAGAGGAGCCGCGGCCGGUGGUCCAAAGAGAACGCCGAGGUCCACUAGAGGGGCGUCCAAAUCCGAGAAUCCACCAGCGGAGCCUGUACACGAGGCCGUGAAUUCAAAGGAGGCUUCAGUUCCAGUUGAGGAGGUCGUGGAGGCCGUUAAGGCUGUUGAGAAAUCAACUCCGGAGCAAAAAGUGGUGAUCGAGGAGAAAGGGGUUGUUGAGGAGGAAAACACCGGUUUAAAUUUGAAUUCCAAUGGGUUGGUUGCGAUGAAGAAAGAGAAUGACUCUAAGGAGUCUAUCGAGGAGUAUGAAAAAGAUGAGAGGUUAGAGUUGGAUGAUAAUGAACCUGAAUAUGAAGCUGAAGAAUAUGGUGGGGUGGAUUAUGACGAGAAGGAGAUGGAUCCUGAUGAAGUGGAAGAUGAAGUAGAGGAAGUGAUUGAGGAGGAGCAGGAUGGUGAGGACGAAGAUAUUCAUGAAAUUGAAGUAGAAGGUGAUGCCGAUGAUGAUGAGCAUCCUGGGGAGGAAGCAGAGCAUGCAGAUUUGGAUGAUGCAACCGAGCAUGAAGAGCGACAUGAAGUUGUUCAAGAGAGACGCAAGCGUAAAGAGUUUGAAGUGUUUGUUGGGGGCUUAGACAAGGAUGCUACCGAAGAUGAUAUCAGGAAAGUGUUCAACCAAGUGGGUGAAAUUGCUGAAGUUAGGUUGAUGAUGAACCCUCAAACAAAGAAGAACAAGGGCUUUGCUUUCUUGCGAUUUGCAACUAUAGAACAAGCAAAACGUGCAUAUACUGAACUUAGGAAUCCCGUGAUUAAUGGAAAACAGUGUGGUGUUACCCCAAGUCAAGACAGUGACACCCUUUUUCUGGGUAAUAUAUGCAAGACAUGGACAAAGGAAGCCUUGAAAGAGAAGUUGAAACAUUACGGAGUUGACAAUGUUGAGGACUUAACAUUGGUCGAAGACAGCAACAAUGAAGGAAUGAAUCGAGGCUUUGCAUUUUUGGAAUUUGCAUCCCGUUCAGAUGCGAUGGAUGCUUUUAAGCGCCUUCAACGGAGAGAUGUUUUAUUUGGGGUUGAUAGGCCUGCAAAGGUUUCUUUUGCAGAUUCCUUCAUCGAUCCGGGUGAUGAAAUCAUGGCACAGGUUAGGACCAUAUUUAUUGAUUGCCUGCCUCCUUCUUGGGAUGAGGAUCGCGUUAGAGAGCUACUAAAGAAGUAUGGGGAGAUUGAAAAGAUUGAACUUGCCCGGAACAUGCCAUCUGCUGACAGGAAGGAUUAUGGUUUUGUCACAUUUGAUACUCAUGAUGCUGCUGUCACAUGUGCUAAGAGCAUUAAUAAUACCGAGUUGGGCGAAGGAGACAUCAAGGCGAAAGUUAGAGCCAGGUUAUCGAGACCACAUCAAAGAGGCAGAGGUAAGAACGUCGGCCGUGAUAGUUUCAGGUCUGGGCGCGGAUCUGGACGAGUAGUUAGGGGUUCAUGGGGUCGUCCUGAUUCACGUGGUUUUGCCCCUCGUGGGAUGCGAGGAAUUAGUAGCCGUGCCCCUCCACCUAGUCUAAAGAGGCCUGUUGGACUAAGAGAUAGACGUCCUCUCAUGUCUGCACCAGCUAGAGGCAGGCCUUUAUCACCUCCCCCUUCUAGAUCCUAUGACAGAAGAGCCCCCGUUAUGCCAUAUCCAAAGGGUAGUUUAAAGAGGGACUAUAGUCAACGCGAUGAGCUUCCUCCUCCAAGGAGCAGAGAAGUUAUGGAUUAUGGAUCUAGGGUUUUCCCUGAUAGACGAUCCACAUAUAGAGAAGAAUAUUCUUCUCGCAACUCUUGUUACUUUGAUUUGCCUAGAACCACAUCUCGUACUGCAGCGAGAAGACCGUAUGGAGAUGAUGCAUAUGCCCAAAGAUUUGAAAGACCUCCUCCUAGUUACCGUGAGGGGCGUGGCCGUGAUUAUGACACUAUUUCUGGCUCAAAAAGGCCAUAUCCUGUUAUGGAUGAUGUCCCUCCACGAUAUGCUGAUGAUGGUCCAAGGCAUUCAAGGGCUCGUCUAGACUACGAACUUGCUGGUGGUGCUCCUCCAUAUGUGGAUGCAUAUGGUGAUAGGCUUGGGAGAUCCAAUCUAGGAUAUGGUGGCAGCAGGAGCUCUAUUUCUAGUCAGGACUCACAUGGGCUAUAUGCCAGUCGUCAGGGCAUGGGCUAUGGUGGAGGUUCGUUUAGCAGCAGUGAUAUUGGUGGAAUGUACUCGUCCUCUGGUUAUGGUGGUGAUUACAUGCCUAGGGGAUCUGAUGUUGGUGGUAGCUCCUACUCAUCCAUGUACUCUAGCCGCGGUAUGGGUGGUAGCAGUUACAUGGGUGGUGGGGGUGGUUCUGGGUCAUACUACUGAUGUAAGUCAGAUUGUUUUUAUCCCUUUACUUUUGGUGUUGUACUCGUGGAGGUGUAAUAAUUAUCUUCAGCAGUAGUGUGCAUUUUUAACGGAGAUUAGGCUUCUUGAAGAAGUUGGUUUGUAUGUCCUGAGAGGUGUAUUAGCAAGGUGAAUUUGUCCAUGAAACAGAUUUCAGAGACAGUGAGGCUUCUGUAGGGUGUGGAGCAUUUGAAGCUUUGGUUUUGGUACCCAUGGUAUUGGAUAGAAGCAUGCCAAGUGCUAUAGCCUCCAUACAUUGUAGUACAAGGUUUUUUGGCAUAAGUUCAAUGUGAAAGAGGCAGCAUGCUGGUUCAAACUGUUUCUAGUUUCACAAACAGGUUAUUUGUGAUAGUGAGUAUUCAAGUUUAUGGUGUAAGGAAAACUAAUCUCAGUUAGAGAUGAAACGGCAAGUGCUUAGAAUAUGCUGUGUAUGAACAACAUUAUUUACUUUUGUAUUUAAGAACCCUACCCAUGGAUAAUUUGGAAGCAUUUAUCACAAACUCUAUGGGUUGAGUAUUA
Gossypium raimondii (Peruvian cotton) is the source of this 3221-nucleotide messenger RNA. RefSeq names its product heterogeneous nuclear ribonucleoprotein Q. Gene Ontology annotation, molecular function: mRNA binding. The transcript has 11 exons. Gene Ontology annotation, cellular component: nucleus. The coding region runs from base 318 to 2684 and encodes 788 amino acids. The record is from RefSeq and is a predicted model, not a curated record. Lineage: Eukaryota; Viridiplantae; Streptophyta; Magnoliopsida; Malvales; Malvaceae.